ACUGCCAUGGAAAACUCCCCAACGUUCUUUUCUAAACUGGUAACCUGAGCUGGGAGACAGCUUUCCUAGUUACUAAGUGUCCACUAGUUGAGCCCUGGGCAAGCCCUUGAGAACAGACCCUGGAAACAACACACAUUUGAAAUUCUUUUGUAUCAAAACAAGCUGUGAGGACAGGAUGCAGUUGGAGGUCCUCUCUCUCCUCUGCCUGGACCCGGGUUACUAUAGUUCACCAGGAAAUUGUUUGGACCCUGAAAAAGCUCCAAGUCCUGCCUUGGGGAUCUCAUGCCUCUUGGCUUCCUUGCUGCUCCUUUGUGACCAGAAGAUGGCUGCACAACCACAUGCUGGGCCACACUGCUCCUAUUGUUCCCAUCAGAGCACAGGGGAACCCAUGCUCACUGGUUCCUGAUUCAGGAUGAACAGCCUGCUGUGAAGACAGCCCCAGAUGCCUGGCUUCCAGGGUGUGGUCCCUGUGCAUCCUGAGGCUGAGGACCUGUGGAGACAGCUGCAUGCAGAAGCCCCUUUCCCAUGCCCUUCCUCAUGCACACACUGCCUCUCUGUCUCUCCAUGUGUGGUGAGGACACCCAUGGAGAAGAAGUGACAACCUGGAGCAGCUGUGAAGGAAAUUAAGGAGGCGACAGACACAGCAUCCCAUCUUUGUGCCUCAUACAGAGCUCAGCUUUGAGGCCAGCCUUCCUGAGCUUUGGGGGUGUGGCAUGCAUGACCCUCAAAGGGCAAUGGCCUGAUGGGGAGCUUAUAAAGUGACUUGGGAGAAGCCAGGCACCAAAACAGGCACCUCACUUGGAGGCUUCUGUGUGGAAACUAUCAUCUUAAUAAGAAAAGGCCUCUCCUGAAGCCACUCAGACCCAAGAUGGUGACCAUGCUGUUGCUCCUGGGCACACUGGCAGGCCUCUUCACUGCAGCCGAGGGACAAAGUUUCCAUCUUGGGAAAUGCCCAACUCCUUCAGUGCAAGAGAAUUUUGACGUGCUAAAGUAUCUUGGAAGGUGGUAUGAAAUCGAGAAGAUCCCAUCGAGCUUUGAGAGAGGAGACUGCAAUCAAGCCAACUACUUGCUGAUGGAGAAUGGCAACAUCAAAAUGGUAAACCAGGAGAGGAGACCCGACGGAACCAUGAACCAAGUCGAAGGGGAAGCCAAACAUACCAACCUCUCCGAGCCAGCCAAGCUCCUAGUCAAGUUUUUUGAGUUGACGCCAGCCACACCGUACUGGAUCCUGAUCACUGAUUAUGUGAACUACGCUCUUGUGUACUCCUGUACCACCAUCAUCUGGCUCUUCCACGUGGAUUAUAUUUGGAUCCUGGGAAGAAACCCUUAUCUUCCUCCAGAAACAGUAACCUACCUGAAAGAUAUCCUUAUUUCUAACGGUAUCGACACCCAAAAAAUGAUAAGCACUGAUCAAACGAACUGCCCUGAAUUCCCGUAAAGGGAGGGACAGCCACUCUGGGUUACUUCUCUGCUUUGCGUCCCCUGGCUCCACCCCAGCUCCUCAUGAAGACAAACCGAGCGACUGUGACAAGUACCAGAGGGAAAGUUUGGCUAUAGAAGCCAGUGGAGGGGCCUCAGGGGAAGUUGAUCCAAACCCAGCCAGAUCCCAAACUGUCACCCCGCCACCGCUAGCCCAGUAAUAAACAUUUUGCUGAUCA
This is a messenger RNA of Peromyscus eremicus (cactus mouse), 1658 nucleotides long. It is a transcript of the gene Apod, whose product is annotated as apolipoprotein D. Lineage: Eukaryota; Metazoa; Chordata; Mammalia; Rodentia; Cricetidae. Gene Ontology annotation, molecular function: cholesterol binding. The transcript has 6 exons. The record is from RefSeq and is a predicted model, not a curated record. The coding region runs from base 869 to 1438 and encodes 189 amino acids. Gene Ontology annotation, biological process: lipid transport; tissue regeneration; brain development.